Molecule: messenger RNA, 1459 nt
Organism: Fundulus heteroclitus (mummichog)
Lineage: Eukaryota; Metazoa; Chordata; Actinopteri; Cyprinodontiformes; Fundulidae
Product: isocitrate dehydrogenase (NAD(+)) 3 catalytic subunit alpha
Exons: 11
Coding region: 12-1163 (383 amino acids)
Biological process (GO): isocitrate metabolic process; tricarboxylic acid cycle
Cellular component (GO): mitochondrion
Molecular function (GO): isocitrate dehydrogenase (NAD+) activity; magnesium ion binding; NAD binding
Source: RefSeq, a predicted model, not a curated record
UCUUCGACAGGAUGAGGCAGGUAGUGAGGCAUCUCGCUUCCGGAGGAUCUCAGCUCGUCAGGAUGGCAGCAGGCAGCGUGUGGAGGUCACUGGUGAGUCAAGCGAUGGGCGGGGCGGCGACCAGACCGGCGCGGUCCGCCUUCUCCAGAGGGAUGCAGACCGUCACUCUGAUUCCAGGCGAUGGGAUUGGUCCAGAGAUCUCUGCGGCUGUGGUGAAGAUCUUCGACGCUGCUAAGGCGCCCAUCAGAUGGGAGGAGAGGAACGUGACGGCCAUCAAAGGACCCGGCGGACGCUGGACGAUUCCUCCGGACGCCAAAGAGUCCAUGGACCUCAGCAAGAUCGGCCUGAAAGGACCUCUGAAGACGCCCAUCGCUGCCGGCCACCCGUCCAUGAACCUGCUGCUGAGGAAGACCUUUGACCUCUACGCCAACGUGCGUCCCUGCGUCUCCAUCGAGGGCUACAGGACGCCCUACACCGACGUGGACCUGGUCACCAUCCGCGAGAACACCGAGGGCGAGUACAGCGGCAUCGAGCACGUGAUCGUGGACGGCGUGGUCCAGAGCAUCAAGCUGAUCACCGAGAACGCCAGCAGACGCAUCGCAGAGUACGCCUUCGAGUACGCCCGCAACAACCAAAGAAGCAGCGUGACCGCCGUCCACAAGGCCAACAUCAUGCGCAUGUCAGACGGUCUGUUCCUGAGGAAGUGCCGGGAAGUGGCGGAGAACUACAAAGACGUCAAGUUUACCGAGAUGUACCUGGACACCGUGUGCCUUAAUAUGGUCCAGGACCCGACCCAGUUCGACGUUCUGGUCAUGCCCAACCUGUACGGAGACAUCCUCAGUGACCUGUGCGCCGGUCUGAUCGGAGGACUCGGCGUCACUCCCAGCGGGAACAUCGGCGCCAACGGAGUGGCCAUCUUUGAAUCGGUCCACGGCACCGCCCCGGACAUCGCCGGUAUGGACCUGGCCAACCCCACGGCCCUGCUGCUCAGCGCCGUCAUGAUGCUGCGUCACAUGGGGCUGCACGGCCACGCCGCCAGGAUCCAGACGGCUUGCUUCGACACCAUCAGAGAGAAGAAGGUGCUGACGAAGGAUCUGGGAGGAAGCUCCAAGUGUUCCGAGUUCACCGCAGAGAUCUGCCGCCGGGUCCAGGAUCUGGACUGAGGGGGCGGGGCUGAGGGGGCGGAGCUUCCUGCAACAUUCACAGAAACAAGCGACUGUUCUGGGCGAUGGUUCUGGGUCCGUGACAUUCACAGUAAACAUGACGCACAAAUGAAACCUGACAUAUCCGCAGUUUUAGCCAAAUAGCGGCUCAUCCGUGACAUCAGCUCGUCACUGUGGCAUGAUUUUAACGUUAGCGCUCCGCUAUCACAGCUCUAGUGUCUUAUUUAUUGUUUCUACUUCCUGUUCUGAUCAUUUCCUGCCUACAGAACCACUAAUAAACGGUUCAUGGAGAAAAA